Messenger RNA from Trichoderma gamsii, 183 nucleotides. RefSeq lists its product as hypothetical. The coding region runs from base 1 to 183 and encodes 60 amino acids. The transcript has a single exon. The record is from RefSeq and is a predicted model, not a curated record. NCBI's taxonomy places the organism in Eukaryota, Fungi, Ascomycota, Sordariomycetes, Hypocreales, Hypocreaceae.
AUGUCACUCUCGGCAACAAGAUUUACGACGUUACAAGCUUCCUGUUCGACCAUCCCGGCGGCCACAAGCUCAUCCUCGACUAUGCUGGCAAGGACAUCAAGGAGAUCUUGGAAGACGGCGUCUCGCACACCCAUUCAGAUGCUGCAUAUGACAUCCUCGACGACUCUCUGGUCGGCUACCUGA